Messenger RNA from Haemorhous mexicanus (house finch), 1632 nucleotides. RefSeq names its product serine/threonine-protein kinase PAK 3-like. The coding region runs from base 1 to 1632 and encodes 543 amino acids. Gene Ontology annotation, cellular component: cytoplasm. NCBI's taxonomy places the organism in Eukaryota, Metazoa, Chordata, Aves, Passeriformes, Fringillidae. Gene Ontology annotation, molecular function: protein serine/threonine kinase activity; ATP binding. The record is from RefSeq and is a predicted model, not a curated record. The transcript has 13 exons. Gene Ontology annotation, biological process: regulation of actin cytoskeleton organization; intracellular signal transduction; protein phosphorylation.
AUGGAGAAGAGCCACCAAGAAAACAUGGAGAGGAUGCGCAAGGUCCUGCUGCAGUACAAGCUGGCUGAACUAAAGCAGAUGGAAGCAGGAUCUGCCAUCAAAGCUGCCGCUGCAGCUGCAUCCUCGGAAGCAGCCUCCUCUCCGCAGCCUGAAAACCGGAGCAUGAGCAGUUUGCCCCGCUGGAGCCAGGAGAGAGAGAAGCAGUUCCUGAAGCUGCUGAGGCAUGUGGUGAGUGUGGGAGAUCCGGAGAAGAAGUACGCCAGGUGGAAACGUAUUGGCAGUGGGGGUUUUGGCACUGUUUAUAAGGCCUUCAACGCUGCCACAGGACAAGCGGUGGCCGUAAAGCAACUUAAUCUCCAGCACCAGGGCUGUGAGGACGUGUUAAAGGAAAUCCUGGUCAUGCGAAAAAAUAAGAACCCCAAUAUUGUCACCUACUUUGAAAGCUACCUUGUCAAUGAGGCUGUCCUGCUGGUGUUGGAAUAUAUGGAUGGAGGCUCCUUAGCUGAUGUGGUCUGCAUGAGGAGGAUGGCUGUAGGACACAUAGCAACAGUGUGUCGGGAGUGCCUGCAAGGCCUGGCUUUCCUUCAUGCCAACCAGGUGAUCCACAGAGACAUCAAGAGUGACAACAUCCUUCUGGGCCGGGAUGGCUCCGUCAACCCUGAGCAGAGUAAACGGAAGUCGAUGGUCGGGACCCCCUGCUGGAUGGCACCCGAGGUGGUGAGAGGAGAGCCAUACGGCCCCAAAGUGGACACCUGGUCCCUUGGCAUCGUGGGAAUAGAAAUGGCCAAAGGAGAGGCUCCUUAUAUUCGGGAAACCAGUGACAGGGCUAAUUACCUGAUAGCCAAGCGAGGGGUGCCAAAUCUGCACAAGCUCAAGCUACCCCCUGGCUUGUGUGAAUUUCUGGGCUGCUGCCUGCAGAUGGAUGCGGACAGGCGAGGCUCUGCCAAGGAACUUCUGCAGGAGCCGGAAGGGCAGCGUUUGGAGGCACAGCAGCGGCUGGCACAAGGGGCAAACUUCCUUGCAGAGGUACAGAAGGAGCAGGAGAAGAGGCUGCUUGAGAUGAAGCAGGAAGUUGCCAGCAUGCAAGCUGUACAAGAAGAGGGGGCCAUGGCUAAUAGGUUCAAGGCUCUGCAAGUGCAACGAAGAAGGCAUCCUGGCGGCUUCCACGCUGUCAGGCCUCAGUUUACCCUGCCCGUCACGUGCCGAAACCAUGCUGCUCCCGAGGGUGGCACCCCCAAUAAACGUUCAUCUCAUAAGCAGGCUCAGAAGCCGUGUGGAAUCUCCUUGCCUGCCUGCUGCUACCAGCGAACGUACAGCUUAGGGGGCGCCGGGGGACUCCGCAGGGAGCCUCGAACCAACCGCAACACCCCUCCUCCCACCGGGGCCCCGUCCGCCGCCACGUCCCCGAGUAGACGCUGCCAUUCGAAGGCGCGGCGCAGCAGCAGUGAACCCAGAGGAAUCGCUCUUGCAGGGCCUCCUGCGCUUUCCCUGCGGGCAAGAUGCGGCUGUCAACAUUCGGGCCAGGGCCGGGAACGGUCCCCGACCUCCCCACUCCAGCCCCCCAAGCGCCCCGGGCAGGGCAUCCCCAUUGGAAGGGGGCACCUGCGGCUCGGGCGGGCGGCUGCUCUGUAG